Molecule: messenger RNA, 1355 nt
Organism: Drosophila guanche
Lineage: Eukaryota; Metazoa; Arthropoda; Insecta; Diptera; Drosophilidae
Product: allergen Tab y 5.0101-like
Exons: 3
Coding region: 34-1284 (416 amino acids)
Source: RefSeq, a predicted model, not a curated record
UUUAGCAGUAAGAGUCUACAACCACCUGCCAUAAUGUGGUUGUGGCUGCUGCUCUCUUUGCCGUGGACUAUUAAUGCAAAUAAGUGGUGCGAUGAAAGGUUGUGCGAGCCGGGGCUCCAACACAUACUUUGCAAAGAUCAAGGGAGAUUUUACAGCCCCUGUCCCGCGGCUUCAGAACUUGUGGAAAUGACUAAAAAUGACAUUGACAUGAUCACGCAUGUUCAUAAUGAUUUGAGAAACACAGUAGCAGGUGGAUUUACGGAUUUGCCCAGGGCAGCGCGAAUGUUGACAAUUCAGUGGGACGUGGAACUGGCGAAAGUGGCCGAUGCGGCCGUAAGGUUGUGUCACUUGAAUAAGCUUUCGUGUGUCUCAACGCCUUUGUUUUGGUGGCCCGGCCAGAACGAAGCUUUGGAAAGCUCUCACUGCAUUCAGCCCAGCACUAUUUUACUAAGAAAACAGCUGGAGAGCUGGACCAGUCAGUUAAGCAGUGCACUUGCUCAGCAUUUGCAAGAUCCUUCAGCUGGAACAUCGUACUUUCUACAAAUGGUACGGGAUCGGUGUGAUCGUUUUGGAUGCGCCAUCAGUCGCUUCACCAUUGGUCAAAUGACGCAUCAGCUGCUGAAGUGCAUUUAUAGCUGCACCACUUUGGUGGUCUCCCACUUGAAUCCCGUGUAUGAGGCGGCAUACUCACAUGCAGGGGAAAAGUGUUACUCCGGCCGUAGCCAGGUGUACCCCCAACUAUGCCAUCCAACGGAAAGCGCUGAACAAUGUUACGGAACUGAUUCUGCAGGACAUACCCCAGCACCUGGUUACCCAGGAUAUCCUCAGUAUCCUCCACCUCCUGAAAAUCAUACAUAUCUUGGAUAUCUUCCACUGCAUCUUCUAUAUCCAUUAAAUCAAACAGUUCCUACACUUCCUACACUUCCUACACUUCCUCCAUUUACUCUUCCACCUCCUCAGGAAACACUUCCUCCCUACCCCAUCGAUAAAAAAUACAAACCACCAAAAAUACCGAGAAACCCGAAAAUGCCACCACCUGGUCCUUCUCUCUCUUACCCAUCCCCGCCACCAUAUUUUCAUCCACCCCCACCCUUUUUGACUAUAUUCGAUAUCAAAAUUCUUAGGACAGCAGGAGCUAUAAAAAGAAGAGCACGUCCGAGGCCCCGAAUCAAUUCCCAAGAGUUAACCAGCUCGGAGUAUGACUUCUCCGAUUACGUCCAUGAUGUGGAUCCCUGUGACACUUGCACCACGACGCCGUGCAAAUUAAAAUUUUAUUGUUUCUAAUUGAAUCGCAAUUUUUAUGGACGCAUUCAGUUGAAGGGGAAUAAAAACUGUAACAAGAAUCAUCAGAAAUA